AUGAUAAGAAAAUCUGCACAUAAAAGCACCAAGGACCCAGCCAGCGCUCUCAACCCACGAACCACCUCGUACGAAUUCUUUGGUCCGCCAGGAGCACUCGUCGUCUCGAUAGUCGCACCACUCCUGACGUUUGGGCUAUCCUAUGGAUGCUCAGAGAAGGCUGGAGGGUGCCCUGGUUCGUGGCUCCAACUCCCCUCGGACUUUGCCCAUGCAGUGGCAGAUCCUGAAUGGUGGAAGGCGCAGUGGGAUCCACAAGGGUUUGUCGCUUACUUUGCUUGGUAUGCAUUUGUGGUAAUAGCCUGGGCAAUCCUCCCUGGGGAAUGGGUUGAGGGUUUACCGCUUCGCACUGGGGAAAGGCUCCAGUACAAGAUAAACGCAUUAUCAACCCUUUUUCUCACCCUUGGCGCGGUCGGUGGACUCAUCUGGAUGCAGGCCCUGGCUCCUUCACAUAUAUUUAUGAUCAUUGGAUCGGUAUUCUCACCGGAGCACUAUGCGACCUAUUGCUACCUGGUCUCCUUCAGGCCUGGUGCAUUGCUUGCUCUCGGUGGGAAUACCGGGGUCCACAACUACGAUUGGUUCAUUGGACGCGAGCUUAACCCACGUAUUGGAUGGCUGGACCUCAAGUCGUUCAACGAGCUUCGACCAGGGAUGAUGUUCUGGUUGCUCAUCAACGUUAGCAUGGCAUGCAAGCAAGCCGUACGACGGGGUGGUCGUAUUACCGACUCGAUGUGGCUCGUCAUCCUGUUCGAAGGUUUCUACGUUGUUGACGCACUCUACCACGAGACGGCACUCUUUUCGACCAUGGAUAUUAUAUCGGACGGCUUUGGUUUUAUGCUUUCAUUCGGUGACCUUAUGUGGGUCCCCUUCAUCUACAGCCUUCAAGCUCGGUACCUCGCCUGGCACCCAGUCGAACUAGGACCCCUCUGGACUACAGUCAUCUUCGCGCUGCAUGGGCUGGGCUACUACAUCUUCCGCUCGUCCAACAGCGAGAAAAAUCAGUUUAGGAAUGGAAAGAAUCCUAAGAAUCGCACGUUUAUGCAGACGAAGCGAGGAACCAAGCUGCUGACCAGCGGCUGGUGGGGUAUGUCUAGGCAUCCAAAUUACUUUGGAGAUCUCAUAUUGGCACUCUCUUGGUGCCUACCUACCGGGUUCGGGACGCCUGUGACCUACUUUUACUUCAUCUGGUUUACUCUUCUCCUGGUUCACCGUCAACGCCGUGACGACGAGGCGUGCCAUCUCAAAUAUGGCGACGACUGGAACGAGUACAAGAAACUUGUUCCGUGGCGAAUUGUUCCGGGAGUAUACUAG
Molecule: messenger RNA, 1308 nt
Organism: Serendipita indica DSM 11827
Lineage: Eukaryota; Fungi; Basidiomycota; Agaricomycetes; Sebacinales; Serendipitaceae
Source: the annotation of a GenBank genome assembly